Molecule: messenger RNA, 3161 nt
Organism: Siniperca chuatsi (mandarin fish)
Lineage: Eukaryota; Metazoa; Chordata; Actinopteri; Centrarchiformes; Sinipercidae
Gene: cdc42ep4a
Product: CDC42 effector protein (Rho GTPase binding) 4a
Exons: 2
Coding region: 821-1876 (351 amino acids)
Source: RefSeq, a predicted model, not a curated record
UGUGUGUUUGUGGGCACGAAACCUUUUGGAGUUUAUGGAAAGUUUCACAUAAAGUCUAAGCCUCAAUCAAAAAUUCUGCAAUCGUAUAUGUUUUUCUUGAUAUAGAUACCUCUACUUCCUUGUCUUCAGCACCAGAACAUUUGUAUUUUUGUAUUGAUUUCCAUUUUUACCAAUAAAAACACACACAACAUUGAUGGAGUGAAUGAGUGAAAACAUAGCAGACAUCAGAUCAAAAGGGUGUGUUGUCUGAGCUCUAGGUUGACACAGAAGGAGGCCAUGUGUUGCGUGUUUGUAUGACGCCUGAAGCCUUCUGCAGCCCUUGACAGGAAACGCUGCUGCCUGUUUGCAGGAGGGUGUUUCCAUGGAAACCAAAGUAGGUGAGGGCAUUAACAGGAAGAGGAGUAGUGGCUCAGCUGGCAAAGACGGGGGGCGAUGGAGACAGAAGAACGAGGUCAAUGCACUAAAAAGCCUGCCACAUUAAACAAACAAAAUUUCCCAACGGCACUUCUACCAAAAACAACUCUGACUUAAAUAUCUUUUGAAAGCUUGCCUGCUUGACCAAAGUCAAGGUUAAGUCGCUGACUGUUUUUAAUGAUCUUCCUGUGUUGGCGUGAAGAAACAAAGAAAGAGGCACUAUGUACAAGCCGGAGAGGUACACGCUUAAGACGGCAAGGUUCAGGGCUGACUGCAAUUGAGGAGCAUCAAUAUUCAUUCCAAGGUCUCUAACAAGGAUUAUAUUCAAGAUUUGGAGGCUUAUUUCAUCGCCUGACUGCAUCUUUGACUACAUCUUUGUGCAAAAGAAAACCGCUUAUCAGCCACCAUGCCAAUCCUAAAACAGCUAGUGUCUGGCUCCUCCCAGACCAAGCGCCGCUCACGCAUGGAUCUGACCAGGGAGAUGAUCAGUGCUCCACUGGGUGACUUCCGCCACACCAUGCAUGUAGGCCGCAGUGGUGAUGCGUUUGGAGACACCUCCUUCCUCAGCACCCGCUCAGGGGAACCACCUCAUGAGACCACAUCCUACCCCAGCUCUCCCCGGCCUGGCCUCCUGUCUCGUACCUUCAGGAGCAGCAAACGCUCCCAGUCGGUGACCAGAGUCGACCAGCACAGAGACAACACCCUGAUGGUUCCUGGUGGGUCACCCACCUAUGUGAAAAAUGCCAUGUCUCUGCCCUUCCUCAAUGAUGAAAACAGAGGUGACAGUAUGGUGGCAAAGAGUUUGUCAUCAAGUCCUUUAAAGCAGCACGGGGAGGUGGAUGGGAGAGGUGCAGCUGCAGCUACUCACUUCCUGGAGCUGGAAGAGCAAAGCUUUGGUGAGCUGACCGAGCUUCCAGAGAGCUCUCACCACUACGGAGGUGGCAUGAAGCACGCCGAGUCAGUAAUGUCUUUCCAUGUUGACCUGGGACCCUCCAUGAUGGGUGACAUCCUGGGGGUGAUGGAGAAGGAGGAUGACGAUCUUGGCUACGAGGAGGGCAAGAGCAGUGAGGGCCAUGCCUCACCACCUCUCAGCACCCACGGUGAGGAAGAGGAUAGCGUGGAGAGAGAAAAGGAUGAGGAUACAGUGGAGCAGAUGGAGGCAGAGGAAGAAGCAGCAGAACUGCAGCAGCAGGCCUCUAUGCAUCCAGGCAGCUCUGUUGAUCUGGGGCCUGAGAAUGGAGGGCCCUACAUCCCAGUGUACACUCCUGAAACUCGGCCAAAACACUUGCAACAUCAAGACAGUUGCUCCAUGUCCAGCUCUGGCUCUGCUGCCCUGGAAGAGAAACCAAACAGCCAGACUUAUGCAGGAGAUACAGACAGCGCCACCUUCAGUGCCCCGCCAGAGGAGGAGAGCAACUUCUCCUCUUUCUUGGAGGAUGAAGAUGAUGAGAUCCACGUAUGAGAUUCCAAAGCUUUCUUUAAAAAAAAAAAAAUAAAAUAAAAUAAAAAAAUCGGACAGAGACUUUUAAGGGGUUUAUGUGAAACUAGCAAGUCCUUUGACAGAUUGGAUUUGCACUUGAAUGACAGUAAGACAUUGUUGUUGGUUACUGUGGGAAUGGAAUUGUGAAGAAGACGGAGUGCUCCUACUUUGUAGGUCGGCAAGGAGAGAGUGACUGCUCCUUUAGGAUGAGCCCAAACUCCAUCUGUGAGAGAGCCUUACCCUCCACUUUCUGUUUGUCUGUCAAUCCUUCUCUCCCUUUUGAACACUGAGGGAACUGACCUGGAAGAGCAGCCACUUUCUGAAUAUGGAACAUUCCAGAAGUAAGCAAGGAGGAUGGGUUUGAAAGAAACUUUUGUAGGAAAAACACUUUCCAUAACUAAAGCUCAGUUCACACUUUCUGUCUCUCUCCCCUCUCACUUGACUUGUCAUAUGUGCUUUUUCAUUUGGUUUGCCUCUCUUCUUGUUGCGCUUUCUCUCUCUGGCUGCGGGACAUCAAGAGGCAUGAGCUGAACAGAAGGCCUCUGUCAUCACAGGAUCACUGGUAGGUAUCUUGUCACAAUAAAGGGAGCUGUGUUUGGCACUGGAGUGUGAAGCCCUGCCUUGAGCCUCUUUCAUCUGAAAAUAUUAUAGUAAAGUGCCAUAGAUCUGUCAGUUUUCUCCCUUAUGUAACUCAGGGUCCUUGUGUCGCUGCUCAAAGGCUGCCAUUUCCUGUUGUACAGCUGGACCACAAAGCCCCAAACCAAAAUUCUUUUGUUUUUAAUUCGCUGUGAGCUCCACACAGGCCUAGCCUCAGUGUAAAUUUGAGAAAAGCAGGGGUGUAAAGCUAAUGGAGAUGCAUUGGCCUGCAUUAAGUAUGAAGCAUGGUGUUACUACAGGAAGCCAGAGGUUUGGACAGUGGUGUGUGUGGCACACUGGAGGGGGGCUGUGCACUGUACUGUUUGUUGUCUCUUUUCCAAUGAACAAUGAGAUUGUUUUUCAGCCUGAAGCCAUAAUGAUGAUGAUUUUGCAGAUUGAACUGACAUGAAUUGGCCAUCUUCCUCCUUCUAAUCUGUCAUUUCAAGUUGAAACUGAAAUGAGUCUGAUAACCACUUCCUUCCUUGUUUUCAUACAUCCGAGCAGCUGCAGUGGUGCAACUGAACCGUGUAAAAGAUGUUGAUUCUCAUUAAUCCAGGAGCUGCCUUGACGUAUAAAACAGUUUCCACUACUACUCAUUAGGAGGGCUUGUAGUAUUAUUAUUAUUAUUAUU